Messenger RNA from Protopterus annectens (West African lungfish), 1560 nucleotides. It is a transcript of the gene DYNLT3, whose product is annotated as dynein light chain Tctex-type 3. Gene Ontology annotation, biological process: microtubule-based movement. The record is from RefSeq and is a predicted model, not a curated record. Bases 220 to 567 code for a protein of 115 amino acids. Gene Ontology annotation, cellular component: cytoplasm; kinetochore; cytoplasmic dynein complex. Lineage: Eukaryota; Metazoa; Chordata; Ceratodontiformes; Protopteridae. The transcript is spliced from 5 exons. Gene Ontology annotation, molecular function: dynein intermediate chain binding.
AAAUCGGUAUGAUUUCAAUUAAAUGCAUUUAGCGUCCGAUAGGUGACAGCACUAGUAAAGCUUUAGAGCUUCGUAACAAAGAUUUUCAGCUUGGCCGGUCAUCUCGACACUUCCGGGUUGUAGAAAAUCAGGGAGGAAAGUCUCGCCGUUCAUCUGGACGAAAGACCUGACAAACACAAAGUCAACUUUUUUUUUUAUUUACACCUCUGAAACUCGAGAAUGGACGAGUACCAUCACGGGGAUGAGGUUCCCUUCAAUGCUGAUGAAGCCCAUCAUAUUGUCAAAGAGAGUAUUGACAGUGUCCUGCAUGGAGUAGAUUAUAAUAACAACAAGGUUAACCAAUGGACUGCAAGCAUUGUAGAGCACUCGCUAACUCAGCUGGUCAAACAAGGAAAACCAUUCAAGUACAUAGUAAACUGUGCAGUAAUGCAGAAGAGUGGAUCUGGGCUACACACAGCAAACUCAUGCUUCUGGGACACCUCUACUGACGGAAGCUGUACAGUGAGAUGGGAGAACCGGACUAUGUAUUGCAUUGUUAGUGUUUUUGCAGUUGCUCUUGCAGUGUAGGUGCAUAAAACAAUGGGCUUUUAAAACUACACCAAAGCCAUGGAGAUUAUCCAUUCUAAAUAUCCGUUUGUAUUGAAAUGCACAUGCGCACAUACAAACUGUAUUUUAAAUGCUGUUAACUAAUGCCACAUAACGAACAAUGGACUGGAGGUUGUUUAUUGUAAGUAAUUUUAAUAAGGAAUGUUCAGUGGAGUAGCUUCUUUUUUAGCAUAGUGUUAUGGGAAAAAUGUUACACAGAAACAAGAGUUGCAAACCAAAUGAGACCUUUUUUCCAUUUUUAAUUUGCUGUCAUUGCUGGAAUGUCCUUUUAAUGUACAUGUGCAUGAUAUGUGUGGAUGAUCUUUUCUGCUUGCUGUGUCAAUGCAGUAUCUUCUUACUGUUAAGAGCCAUGGGUGCACGUUGCAAGGUGUAGAUGUUCUUACCAGAGAUGGCCAGUUUAGUAUUUCCUAACAUCUCUGGUAAGCAGGAAAGGUGCACAUUCUUUGAGAAUUUGCUGCUUAAGUACUUGGUAGUAAAACUAAUAUGCUUUCAGGAAAUAUAUAAAAGUACUUUAAUCAUGUGCCAGAUAAAUCAGUAAUAAAUCAUAUAGAUUCAUAAAUAUUGCUGUGUACUAGUUAAGUAAUUUAUUAAUGACCUGCACAUGGUUAGGCCUAAUGUGUAAAAUGCUACCGAUCACUACACCUGGGAAAUUUGCUUCUGUCCUUUUUAUAUUGUAGUGUGUAACAUAUAUUGUACUGACAAAAACAAGCAUUUUAAUAUAGUCAAACCUUGAACUUGUUAAUUACUGCUAUAAGAUGUUGCAAAAGUCUAAAUAUUUCUGAAAGAGCACUUAAUGACAAAAUAUUUAAAUAAAAGCGAAGUCUGCCACUGUUUGAUAUAUGUAACAAUUGUUUUACUUUGGCAUUUAACCUGCAGUUGAAUUUAUGAAAAAAUAGAGUUUAAAGACUUCAAAUACUUAUGUCAAUGUUAUAAUAAAUAUUAAUUUAUGCAGUA